Molecule: messenger RNA, 2303 nt
Organism: Loxodonta africana (African savanna elephant)
Lineage: Eukaryota; Metazoa; Chordata; Mammalia; Proboscidea; Elephantidae
Gene: HTRA3
Product: HtrA serine peptidase 3
Exons: 9
Coding region: 128-1507 (459 amino acids)
Biological process (GO): proteolysis
Cellular component (GO): extracellular region
Molecular function (GO): serine-type endopeptidase activity; protein binding
Source: RefSeq, a predicted model, not a curated record
UGUCCGCACGCCGGAGGGAGCCGGCGCCUGUCCUCGUCUGCAACCCUCCAGUCCCCUGCUGCCUCCUUGGCCCUCGGCAGGCGCCCGGCCCGGCAGUCCCCACAGACCAGGCAGUUCCCCGUGCGCCAUGCAGGCGCGCGCGCUGCUCCUGGCCGCGCUGGCCGCGCUGGCCGCGCUGGCAGAGUUGGCAUUGGCGCAGGAGCUCACGGCGCCGUCGUGCUCCGAGCGCUGCAACGUGUCGCGGUGCCUGAGCCCCCGCUGCCCCAGCGGCUACAUGCCGGACCGCUGCAAGUGCUGCUUGGUGUGCGCCGCUGGCGAGGGCGAGCCCUGCGGUCGCCCGCUCGACUCGCCGUGUGGGGAGAGCCUGGAGUGCGCGCGUGGUGCGUGUCGCUGUCGCUGGAUACAUGCCGUGUGCGGUACCGACGGGCACACCUACGCCAACGUGUGUGCGCUGCUGGCGGCCAGCCGACGCUCGCUGAAGCUCACGGGGAUGCCCGUGCGCCAGCUGCAGAAGGGGGUCUGCCCGUCAGAUCUCCACCAGCUGACCAGCCCAAGGUACAAGUUCAACUUCAUUGCCGACGUGGUGGAGAAGAUCGCUCCAGCCGUGGUGCAUAUCGAUGUCUUCCUGAGACACCCUCUGUUUGGCCGCAACGUGCCCAUGUCCAGUGGCUCGGGCUUCAUCGUGUCUGAGGCCGGCAUGAUCGUCACCAAUGCCCAUGUGGUGUCCAAAACCAACGCCGUCUCUGGCCAGUGGCAGCUCAAGGUACAGCUGCAAAAUGGGGAUGUCUACGAGGCCACCAUCAGGGACGUCGACAAGAAGUUGGACAUCGCCAUCAUCAAGAUCCACCCCACGAGAAAGCUUCCUGUUCUGGUGCUGGGCCACUCGGCAGAUCUGCGCCCCGGGGAGUUUGUGGUGGCCAUUGGCAGCCCCUUCGCCCUGCAGAACACGGUAACCACUGGCAUUGUUAGCGCAGCCCAGCGGGACGGCAAGGAGCUGGGCCUGCAGGACUCGGACAUGGACUACAUCCAGACAGACGCCAUCAUCAACUUCGGGAACUCCGGAGGACCACUGGUGAAUCUGGACGGUGAGGUCAUUGGCAUCAACACGCUCAAGGUUACAGCUGGCAUCUCCUUUGCCAUCCCCUCGGACCGCGUUGCACACUUCCUCGCUGAGCUCCAAAACGAGCACGUUAAAGACUUGAAGAAGCGGUUCAUCGGCAUACGGAUGCGGACCAUCACACCCAGCUUGGUGCAAGAACUGAAGGCCAACAACCUAAACUUCCCAGAAGUCAGCAGUGGGAUUUAUGUGCAGGAGGUUCUUCCAAACUCUCCUUGUCAAAGAAGCGGCAUCGAAGAUGGCGACGUCAUCGUCAAGGUCAAUGGGCGCCCCUUGGUAAACGCCAACGAUAUGCAGGAGGCGGUACUGACAGAGUCACAGCUCCUGCUGGAGGUGCUCAGGGGCAGUGAGAACCUGCUCUUCAGCAUCUCGCCCGAGGUGGUCCUGUGAGGUGGGUGUUGCCCCAGCGCCUGGCCAGAGCCUGCGAUGACGGACAAGGGUCCCAGGCCUAGGAGCCUAAGGCAUGCCAACCAGACAAAGGACCGUGCUCGGUCCUCAGCAGAGCCGAAACCCGCGCCCCCCACCCCAGAGGGCCAGAGGCCGGGCCAAGGCUCUGACAUCAGCCUCAGGGGUGCUGGCUCCCUGUCCCGGUGCCUGAGAGGGCCACACGAUGCCUCUGGGGUGGCCUUCCAAGGUUUUGGGUAUCCAGAAGUGACUUCUGUAGCUCUCCUACGUCCCCUUGCCUUCGCACCUGUUGGUACUGCCCUCUGAAAUGCCCCCCUGCUCCUCCUGCCCCGCCCUGCCCUGGCAUGCUCUCCCCUCCCGGCCUUCCCUAGGGAAGGCCUCCUGGGCUCCAGCAUCCCUCUGCCCCCAUGCCCCCCCACACUGUGACUGGGGACUGUCCGCCCCACCGUCCGGAGCCCUGGCAGGCAGGACCACCUCCGGCUCCCCCUUAGCAGGCGGGGCCUGGCCGGGUGGCCGGGCACCCCGUGGACCACAAGGAGCUUGGCCUUCCAGGUUUCCUUCACAUUCAGGAGGGCAGCAUCCCAGAGGCGAACUUGGGGCCAAGGCACAGGUAGCAGGACCUGUGGGGAGAGGGCACCAUGCAAGGACUGAGCCAGCUUCACCCCCUACACCACGCUGGGGUGGAGCAAUUGCUUCUAAGGUGCCUUCUGUCUCAUUGGGGACACCUGUUUCGGGGUACAUUGUGAGCUUCCCUGUAAAAUAAAGUCACAUGUUGCUUGUA